AUGGCGGAGGAAGCGGCUGUGGCAGUCUGCGUGCGAGUUCGGCCGCUCAGCAGCAGAGAAGAAGAACUUGGAGAAGCUACCCAAGUUUACUGGAAAACUGACAAUAAUGCUAUUUAUCAAGUUGAUGGGAGUAAAUCCUUCAAUUUUGAUCGUGUCUUUAAUAGUAGUGAAACUACAAAGAAUGUCUAUGAAGAAAUAGCAGUACCAAUCAUCAAUUCUGCUAUACAAGGCUACAAUGGCACUAUAUUGCCUAUGGGCAGACGGCUUCAGGAAAAAACACAUACUAUGAUGGGUUCAGAAGAUUGUUUGGGAGUUAUACCCAGGGCAAUUCAUGACAUUUUCCAAAAAAUUAAGAAGUUUCCUGAUAGAGAAUUUCUCUUACGGGUGUCUUACAUGGAGAUAUACAAUGAAACCAUCACAGAUUUACUCUGUAACACAAAAAUGAAACCUUUAAUAAUUCGGGAAGACAUCAAUAGGAAUGUAUAUGUUGCUGAUCUCACAGAAGAAGUGGUUUAUACAUCAGAAAUGGCUUUGCAGUGGAUCACAAAGGGAGAAAAGAACAGACAUUAUGAUAACAAAAUGAAUCAAAGAAGUAGUCGUUCUCAUACCAUUUUCAGGAUGAUUUUGGAAAGCAGAGAGAAGGGUGAACCUUCUAAUUGUGAAGGAUCUAUCAAGGUAUCCCAUUUGAAUUUGGUUGAUCUUGCAGGCAGUGAAAGAGCUGCUCAAACAGGAGCUGAAGGUGUGCGACUCAAAGAAGGCUGUAAUAUAAAUCGAAGCUUAUUUAUUCUGGGACAAGUAAUCAAGAAACUUAGUGAUGGCCAAAUUGGUGGUUUCAUAAAUUAUCGAGAUAGCAAAUUAACACGAAUUCUUCAGAACUCUUUGGGAGGAAAUGCAAAAACACGUAUUAUCUGCACAAUUACUCCAGUAUCUUUUGAUGAAACCCUUACUACUCUCCAGUUUGCUAGCACUGCUAAAUACAUGAAGAAUACUCCUUAUGUUAAUGAGGUAUCAAGUGAUGAAGCUCUCCUAAAGAGAUAUAGAAAGGAAAUAGUGGAUCUUAAAAAACAGUUAGAGGAGGUAAAUAUAAAGACUCGGGCCCAAGAAAUGGAAAAAGACCAAUUGGCCCAACUUUUGGAUGAAAAAGAUUUACUUCAAAAAGUACAGGAUGAAAAAAUUCAAAACUUAACACGAAUGCUAGUGACUUCUUCUUCUCUCACAUCACAACAGGAAUUAAAGGCUAAAAGAAAACGUAGAGUUACCUGGUGCUUUGGCAAAAUUAACAAAAUGAAGGACUCAAACUAUGUAAAUGAAUUUAAUAUGCCAGCAAAUGUAACAAGAAGAACACACAAGAGUACUGUCACUAUGUUAGGAGAAAUUGAUGAAUCUUUCUGUUUAGAGUCUGAUGUCUUCAGUAAUACUCUUGAUUCAUUAACUGAGGUAGAGUGGAAUUCAGCAACAAAGCUACUAAGUCAGGAAAACUUAGAAAGUGAAUUGAACUCACUCCGUGCUAAAUAUGAUAAUCUGGUAUUAGACUAUGAACAACUGAGAAGAGAAAAUGAAGAAAUGGGAUUGAAAUUAAAAGAGAAAAAUGAUUUGGAUGAAUUUGAGGCUCUAGAAAGAAAAGCUGAGAAAGAUCAAGAGAUGCAACUAAUUCAUGAAAUUUCCAACUUAAAGAAUUUAGUUAAGCAUGCAGAGGUGUAUAAUCAAGAUCUUGAGAAUGAACUAAAUUCAAAAGUAGAGCUGCUUAAAGAAAAAGAAGACCAGAUUAAGAAUCUACAGAAAUACAUAGACACUCAGAAGUCAGAAAAUAUAAAAAUGGAUUUGUCAUACUCAUCGGAAAACACUGAAGAUCUAAAACAAAUGAAACAGACUUUGUUUGAUGCUGAAACCGUAGCUCUUGAUGCCAAAAAAGAAUCGGCCUUUCUUAGAAGUGAAAAUCUGGAGCUGAAAGAGAAAAUGAAAGAACUUGCAAGCACUUGCAAGCAAAUGGAAAAUGACAUUCAGUUGUAUCAAAGCCAGUUGGAAGCAAAAAAGAAGAUGCAAGUUGACCUGGACAAAGAAUUACAAUCUGCUUUUAAUGAAAUAACAAAACUUACCUCCCUUAUAGAUGGCAAAGUUCCAAAAGAUUUGCUCUGCAAUUUAGAAUUGGAAAGAAGGAUUACUGAUCUACAGAAAGAACUGAAUAAAGAAACUAAAGAGAAUGAAGCUCUUCAGAAAGAAGUGAAUUUGCUGUCAGAAUUGAAAUCUUUACCCCCUGAAGUGGAAAUGCUGAGGAAAGAGAUCCAUGAAAAAUCUAAAGAACUCUAUAUAAUAACAUCAGAAAAAGAUAAAUUGUUUUCUGAAGUAGCUCAUAAGGAGAAUAGAAUUCAAGGUUUACUGGAAGAAAUUGGAAAAACUAAAGAUGACCUAGCAACUACCCAGUUGAAUUAUGAAAGCACUAAUCAAGAAUUUCAGGAUUUAAAAACCCUCCAUAUGGAAUGUGAACAAAAAUAUAAAAUGGUCCUUGAGGAGAAUGAGAGAAUGAAUCUCAAAAUGGGAAAUCUUUCUAAAGAAGCAGAAAAUUUUGGUUUAAGUUUGGAUGCCUUGAAGACUGAGCUUUCUCACAAAACUCAAGAACUUCAGCAAAAAACAACUGAGGGUCAAGAAAGGUUAAAUGAAAUGGAACAACUGAAGGAACAAUUAGAAAGUAGAGAUUCCAGACUGCAAGCUGUAGAAAAGGAGACAACACUGAUUACUGAGAAACUUCAGAAAACCUUAGAAGAAAUGAAAAUCUUAACCCAAGAAAAGGAUGACCUAAAACACCUCCAAGAGAGCCUGCAAAUUGAGAGAGACCAACUCAAAAGUGACAUUCAAGACACUGUAAACAUGAACAUAGACACUCAAGAACAAUUACGAAAUGCUCUCAAGUCUUUGAAACAACACCAAGAAACAAUUAAUACACUAAAAAUGAAAAUGUCUGAGGAAAUGUGUAGGAAUUCACAUGUAGAAGAAAACCUAGGAGAAACAAAAGAUGAAUUUCAGCAAAAGGUAGGAGACAUAGAUAAGAAACAGAAUUUGGAAGCUAAAACAAUCCAGGAGUUAACUGCAGAUGUUAAGAAUAAUGAGGUGACUGAGCAACAGAAAAAAAUCUAUUCUUUAAUACAGGAGAAAAAUGAACUCCAACAAAUGUUGGAAAAUAUUACAGCAGAAAAGGAACAACUAAAGACUGACCUAAAGGAAAAUAUUGAAAUGACCAUUGAAAACCAGGAAGAAUUAAGAAUUCUUGGAGAUGAACUUAAAAGGCAACAAGAGAUAGCUACAAAAGAAAAGAACCAUGCCAUAAAGAAAGAUGAAGAGCUUUCUAAAACCUGUGAGAGACUGGCAGAAGUUGAAGAAAAUCUAAAGGAAAAGAGCCAGCAACUCCAAGAAAAACAGCAGCAACUUCUUAGUGUACAAGGAGAGAUGAGUGAGAUGCAAAAAAAGAUAAUUGAAAUGGAGAAUUUAAAGAAUGAAUUAAAGAACCAAGAACUAACAUUGGAACGCAUGGAAAUAGAGAAACUUGAGUUGACUCAGAAACUUCAUGAAAAUUAUGAGGAAAUGAAAUCUAUAACCAAAGAUAGAAAUACUCUAAAGGAAUUAUGGGAGUCAAUUGAAAUAGAAAGAGACCAACUUAAAGAACAUAUAAGAGAAAUUGAAGCUACAGGCUUACAAACAAAAGAAGAAUUAAGCAUUGCUCACAUGCAUCUAAAAGAACACCAACAAACUAUUGAUGACUUAAGAAGAAGUAUUUCUGAGAAGGAAGCUCAAGUUAUAAAUAUUCCAGAAAACUUAGAAAAGUCCAAUAUUAAUGUACAACAAAAGAUCCCAGUGUGUCAUGUGGAACAAGAACUUCUCAACAUGAAAGAAGUCAGCGACAUUCAGGAAACAGUAAAUGAACUGGAGCUGUUUGAAGAACAGUUCAAAACCACAGAUUCAGCAUCACCAGAAAGCACAGAAAUGGAAAGGCUCAGACUGACUGACAAACUUAAAGAAAGUCAGGAGGAAGUAAAAUCUCUAACUAAGGAAAGAAAUGACCUUAUGACAAAAGAAGCACUUCAACUUGAGUGUGACCAACUGAAAAAAGAUAUUACAGAAACUUUGGCUAAAAGUCAAGAGUCUCACAACAAACAAAAACAAUCCUUCAAUAUGGAAGAAAAAGACAGGGAGACUACUAAAAUAAUGAGUGAGAUGGAGCAAUUGAAGGAGCUCUUCAAAGCUAAAGAUUUAGCAUUGCAAAGAGUAGAAAUGGAAAAACUCAAGUUGUCUGAGAGACUUGAAGAAAGUCAUGAUAAAAUAAUGUCCUUAGCAAAGGACAGAGAUGACCUACAGAAGCUGCAAGAAGUUCUUCAGUCAGAGCACAACCAGCUCACAGAACACGUCAGAGAAAUCCUAGCUAAACACCAGGAAACAGAAGAGGAACUUAAAAUUGCUCAUUGUUGCCUGAAGGAACAAAAGGAAACUACUGACAUGCUGAGAGUAAGUCUCUCGGAGAGGGAAGCUGAAAUAUUAAGCAUUCAGAAGGAAUUAGAAGCAACCAGUGAUGAAUUACAAAAAAAGAUUCAAGAGCUUUAUGAGAAACAGGAACAACUCGUUAAUAUAAAAGAAAGUAGCGAAACUCAGGAAAAAAUGAAUGAACAAGAACAAUUCAAGGAGCUUCUCAAAGUCAAAGAGUCAAUGCUACAAAGUAUAGAAAGUGACAGGCUCAAGUUAAAUAGGAGACUUGAAGAAAGUCAAGAAGAAAUAAAAAUUAUAAUUCAGGAAAGAGAUGAACUGAAAAGAGUACAGGAAGUCCUUCAAAUGGAGAGAGACCAAAUGAAAGAAGACAUUAAAGAAAAUGUAGCUAAACUUCAAGAACUUAAGGAAAAAGAAAAUGAAUAUCUCCAGAUGAAAGCUGUUGCUGAGACUCAGAAAAAAAUGUAUGAAAUGGAACAUUCAAAAGAGCAAUAUGAGGCUCAGAAGUCAGUUCUGGAAAAUUUAGAAAUGGAGAAUGUAAAGUUGACUCAGAGACUCCACGAAAACCUUGAAGAAAUUAAAUCUGUAACAAAAGAAAGAGAUGCCCUUAGAAGUAUGAAGGAGACUCUCAAAGUAGAGAGAGACCAGCUCGAGAAAACCCUAAAAGAAACCACGUCUAGAGACUUGGAAAAACAAGAGGAACUAAGAAUUGUUCACAUUGAUCUGAAAGAGCACCAAGAAACUAUUAAUAAACUCCAAAGAACUGUUUCUGAAAAAACUGAUGAAAUAUCAAAUAUGCAAAUGGACUUAGAAAAUGCAAAUGCUGCCAUAAAAGCACAGAUCCAAGAACUUCAGGAGAAAGAACAUCAACUUCUUAAUGUAAAAAAUGACCUCAAGGAAACUAUGGAUGAAACAGAGCUACUGAAGAAGCAACUAGAAGCUCAGAAUUCAGCUCUGGAGAAUAUAGAAAUGGAGAAGUUAAAGUUGACUCAGAAACUUAAUGAAAGCCUUGAAAAACUAAAAUUUUUUACUGAGGAAAAUGAUGGCCUAAGAAUUGUGGAGGAAACUCUCAAAAUGGAACAGGAGCAGCUGAGGGAAAGCCUUAGAGAAACAGAAGCAAAAGAUCUGAAAAAGCAAGAAGAACUAAGAAUUGCUUACAUGGAUCUGAAAGAGCACCAAGAAACUAUUGCUAAACUCAGAGGGAUUGUUUCUGAGAAGACAGAUGAAAUGGCAAACUUGAAAAUAGAUGUAGAAAAUUCAAAUGCCAGAUUACAAGAGAAGAUUCAAGAACUUAAGGCAAAUGAACAGCAACUUUUUAAAUUAAAAGAAGAUGUCAGUGAGACACAGAAACAACUGAAGGAUCAAGGUUUAACUCUGGGUAAAAUAGAAAUGGACAAUUUAAAUUUGGCUCAGAAACUUCAAAACCUCGAAGAAAUGAAAUCUGUAAUGAAAGAAAGAGAUAAUAUAAGAAGAACAGAGGAGAUGCUCAAGCUGGAGAGAGAUCAACUCAAGGAAAACCUGCGGGACACCAUAGCUAGAGAUCUGGAGACACAACAGGAACUAAAACUUGCCCAUAUGCAUUUGAAAGAACAACAGGAAACUAGAAAACUCAGAGAGAAAGUUUCAGAAAAGACAACUCAAAUUACAAAUAUUCAAAAGGAUUUAGAUAAAUCAAAAGAUGAACUACAAAAAAAGAUCCAAGAACUUCAGAAAAAAGAGCUUCAACUUCUUAAAGUGAAAGAAGAUGUCAAUGAAAGUAACAAAAAAAUAAAUGAAAUGGAACAUUUGAAGAGGCAAAUUGAGGCCCAAAAUAUAUUUGUGCAAAGUAUGGAUAUGGAUAACUUGCAUUUGACCAAGAAACUUCAUGAAAAUCUUGAAGAAAUAAGAACUGUAACUAAGGAAAGCAAUGAGCUAAGGAGGAAAAAGAAAUCCCUCAAAAUGGAAAGAGACCAAUUCAGAGAAAUCAUAAGAAAAAUGAUAGCUAGAGACCAUCAGAAUCACAAAGAGGUCAUAAAAUAUGAAAGAAGGUUACUGUGUGAUGGAGAAGAGUACCGUACAGAAAGCCUGAGAGAAAAGUGCUUCAGGAUAAAAGAGCUUCUGCAGAGAUACUCAGAGAUGGAUAAUCAUUAUGAGUGCUUGAAUAGAUUGUCUUUUGACUUGGAGAAGGAAAUCGAAACCCGAAAAGAGCUUUCAAUUAGAGUGAAAGCAAACCUCUCACUUACAUACCCACAAACCAAACAGAUUCAAAAACUUCUUACUGCAAACCAGAGAUGUUCCAUGGAAUUCCAUAGAGUCAUGAAGAAACUGAAGUAUGUAUUAAGCCACAUUACAAAGAUAAAAGAAGAACAACAUGAUUCCAUCAAUAAAUUUGAAAUGGCUUUUAUUGAUGAAGUGGAAAAGCAAAAUGAACUCCAGAUUAAAAUACAACACCCUCAACAGGAUUAUGUCAUACCAUCCGAAGAAUUAAGGUACUUCAAACUGAAACAGAGUUUGGAUCUACAUAUUGAGGAAAUUCUCAAUGAUGUCUCAGAAAAUGACUUUCUCAGCAUAAAGACUGAAUUACAACAAGUACUAAGUAACUGGAAAGAAAUGACUCAGUUUUUGGAAAAGUGGUUAAAUACUCCUUUUGAUAUUGAAGAACUUAAAAAUGGCAUCCAGAAAGAAAAUGAGAGCAUUUGUCAAGUGAAUAAUUUCUACAAUAACAAAAUAACUGCUAUUAUAAAUGAAUCAACAGAGUUUGAGGAAAGAAGUGCAACCCGAUCCAAAGAAUGGGAACAUGACCUGAAAUCAAUGAGAGAGAAAAAUAAACUAUUUAAAGACUACCAAACUUUGACAGUUUCCCUAGCAUCUGGUGCCCAUGUUAAUCCUACUGCACAAGACAAUAAGAAUCCUCAUGUUACAACAAGAGCUGUACAACUAACAGAGAAAAUUCAGGAACUGGAAACUUCUUUGCAUGAAGCUAAAGAAAGUACUAUACAUAAAGAAGGCAAGAUAAUAAAGAUGCAGAAAGAGCUUGAAAUGAGUAAUAACAUAAUAGCAAAACUUCAAGCCAAAGUUAAUGAAUCAAAUAAAUGCCUUGAGAAAACAAAAGAAAUGAUGCAAGUACUUCAGGACAAAGUCACUUUAGGAGCUCAGCCCUAUAAAGAAGAAAUUGAAGAUCUCAAAACAAAGCUGGUGAAAAUAGACUUAGAGAAGAUGAAAAAUGCCAAGGAAUUUGAGAAGGAAAUUCAUUCUACAAAAGCCACUAUAGACUAUCAAAAAGAAGUGAUAAGAGUAUUGAGAGAAAAUCUGAGAAGAAAUCAACAGGCCCAAGAUACCUCAAUAAUAUCAGAACCUACUGAUUCUCAGCCUUCAAAUAAGCCCAUAACCUGUGGUGGUGGCAGUGGCAUCAUACAAAGCACAAAAGCACUUAUAUUGAAAAGUGAAUACAGAAGGCUAGAAGAGGAAAAUUCUAAAUUAAAGCAGCAAAAUGAGCAACUAAUAAAGCAAAAGCAUGACCUGCUGAGCAAUAAUCAGCGUCUUUCCAAUGAGGUCAAAACUUGGAAGGAAAGAACCCUUAAAAGAGAGACUUACAAAGAAGUAACUUAUGAGAAUUCUCCAAAAUCUCCCAAAGUGACUGGAACAGAUUCUAAAAAGAGACAAAGUACACCCUCUCAUUGCAAGGAACGGAAUGUCCAAGAUCCUGUACCAAAAGAAUCACCAAAAUCUUGGUUUUUUGAUAACCGAUCCAAGUCUUUACCAGUACCUCAUCCAGUUCGCUAUUUUGAUAACUCAAGUCUAGGCCUUUGCCCAGAGGAACAAACUGUAGGAGCAGAGUGUGUGGAUCCUAAGCCAGGCCCUUGGCACACUUCAGGAAAAGAUGCACCCGAGUGCAAAACUCAGUAGGCUCCCCUCUGUCACUUUUCUGGAGGCCUUGUGUUCCACAUUUGGAAAUGACGUUGUUACUAUGUGUGUCUAACCAUGGCAGUGAUACCAUAAUCCAGCUUAACUUCAGUUUACCACUAGAAUUGGAAGAUAAAGGAACAAGACAUUAAUUUAUUCCAGUAAUUUAGAUGAUGACAGCAAUACCUUCUUCUUGCAUGUGGAAACAAAACAUUUGACUGUUUUAUUUAUUUAUAUAUAUAUUGAAAAGAAUAAAAUUAUUGAAGGAAACUUCCUAUCUCUUCAUGUACACAUAAAAAAUGUAUAUAUUUCUAUUAAUGUAUAGUUAUUCACUUAUGACUUUGUAAGUUAACAUGAAACAUCAUUUAUUAACAAUUAUAAACUUGUUUAUCUAAUACCUUGAACAUUCAAUAAAUGUUUAGUAGU
Messenger RNA from Sciurus carolinensis (gray squirrel), 8778 nucleotides. RefSeq names its product centromere protein E (gene Cenpe). Gene Ontology annotation, biological process: mitotic cell cycle; microtubule-based movement. Gene Ontology annotation, molecular function: plus-end-directed microtubule motor activity; ATP binding; microtubule binding. Gene Ontology annotation, cellular component: microtubule. NCBI's taxonomy places the organism in Eukaryota, Metazoa, Chordata, Mammalia, Rodentia, Sciuridae. The record is from RefSeq and is a predicted model, not a curated record.